Molecule: messenger RNA, 3927 nt
Organism: Chelmon rostratus (copperband butterflyfish)
Lineage: Eukaryota; Metazoa; Chordata; Actinopteri; Chaetodontiformes; Chaetodontidae
Gene: acvr1ba
Product: activin A receptor type 1Ba
Exons: 9
Coding region: 100-1599 (499 amino acids)
Biological process (GO): activin receptor signaling pathway; protein phosphorylation; nervous system development
Cellular component (GO): activin receptor complex; plasma membrane
Molecular function (GO): ATP binding; activin binding; activin receptor activity, type I
Source: RefSeq, a predicted model, not a curated record
UGUGUGCGGUCGGACUGUGGUUGUGUUUCAGGUCUGGUCGUGUUGAUAUCGACACACUUCGGACGCAUUUCAUCGCGGAGAGAUGGGAAUUCAGAAGAAAUGGCUCUGAAACAAAUUGCCCUAACGCUGCUGGCCCUGUUCGGGUUGGUGGCGGUCGGUAAUGCUCUACGUUGUAACUGCACAAACUGUGAGAAGACAGGCUAUGAGUGCGAGACCGAUGGCGCCUGCAUGGCCUCCACGUAUUACAUUGAGGGGAAGGAGCAACACGUACGCAUCUGUAUCAACCGGGACAACCUGGUCCCCCCUGGACAACCCUUCUACUGCCUGAGUGCUGAAGGCCUGCUCAACACACAUUGCUGCUAUGAAGAUUACUGCAACAGUAUUGACCUGAAAGUUCCCGUCCCAACAAAGGAGGGGGACUGGUCAGGCUCAGGAAGCUCCUGGGGGCCGGUGGAGCUGGUGGCGGUGAUCGCAGGGCCGGUGUUCCUUCUCUGUGUGCUGCUGAUGGUCGGCGUGUUCCUGUUCCAGUAUCAUCAGAGGGCCUACAGCCACAGGCAGAGGCUGGAAGUAGAGGACCCAUCCUGUGACCAUCUGUACUUGGCCAAGGACAAGACCCUGCAGGACCUCAUCUAUGACAUGUCCACCUCCGGAUCAGGCUCUGGUUUGCCCCUUUUUGUGCAGCGGACGGUGGCUAGGACCAUUGUGCUGCAGGAGAUAAUCGGAAAGGGUCGCUUUGGUGAGGUGUGGAGAGGGAAGUGGAGGGGAGGAGAUGUGGCGGUGAAGAUCUUCUCGUCCAGAGAGGAGCGCUCCUGGUUCAGAGAGGCUGAGAUCUACCAGACAAUCAUGCUACGCCACGAAAACAUCCUAGGCUUCAUUGCAGCAGACAAUAAAGACAAUGGCACAUGGACUCAGCUGUGGCUGGUGUCAGACUAUCAUGAGUACGGCUCACUUUUUGACUACCUGAACCGCUAUUCUGUCACCAUCGAGGGCAUGAUCAAACUGGCACUGUCCGCUGCCAGCGGCCUGGCACACCUCCACAUGGAGAUCCUCGGCACUCAGGGUAAGCCUGGCAUUGCUCACCGUGACCUCAAGUCUAAAAAUAUCCUGGUCAAGAAGAACGGCAUGUGUGCCAUAGCUGACCUCGGCCUGGCUGUCCGCCACGAGUCCAUCACAGACACAAUCGAUAUAGCACCGAACCAGCGCGUGGGCACUAAGAGGUAUAUGGCUCCAGAAGUCCUGGACGAAACCAUCAACAUGAAACACUUUGAUUCCUUCAAGUGUGCCGACAUUUACGCGCUGGGUCUGGUGUACUGGGAGAUUGCGCGUCGCUGCAAUGCGGGAGGUAUACACGAGGAGUACCAGCUGCCCUACUAUGACCUCGUGCCCUCUGACCCUUCCAUAGAGGAGAUGAGGAAGGUGGUGUGUGACCAGAAACUGAGGCCCAAUGUGCCCAACUGGUGGCAGAGCUAUGAGUCACUGCGCGUGAUGGGGAAGAUCAUGAGGGAGUGCUGGUACGCCAAUGGAGCGGCCAGACUGACGGCCCUGCGCAUCAAGAAGACCCUGUCUCAGCUCAGCGUGGAGGAGGACGUCAAGAUGUGAGCGGCCAGGCGGCCCAAAAAGGCGCGCUGGGGACGAACAAACCAGACCACACUCCCAUAGGAAACAAACACUAAAGACAGACUGCAAAUGAAAACCCUGCCAGUUUUAAAGCCACACUCCAAGUUGUGACGAGGCCUACCUCACCUUUUUAGCCAAAACUACUGAGAGUCACCCUCCCCUUCCUGACUUUUGUCCCCCCCCCCGCCUCCCUUUGUUCCUCGUGUCUCCACCCUGUCCCCUUCGACCCCCUUCUCCAUGGGCCACAACACUACAGCACUACCACUGUUAAUAUCAUCACACUCACCCUCGUUUUGUUCUGUUUUCCCAUGGCAGGAAUAACUGUUGUACAGUGACGGGAUUUUUUUUUUUGUUCAAUCUUUUUUACCUCUCUGAAAUCUGUCCUGUGACGGACUAACUUUGUCCAGAAGAGUCGAGGACAUUGUGGGUUUUAGAAUAAUAACACUUCAUAAUUCUGUUGGCCAUGCAACAUCACAUUCUGUUGCUAUGAGUGUGUGUGAGGGGGGGGGAAAGAGGCUGAAGCACUGUUUCCAGUCGCGUGCGCGUGAAAGGUGUCUGGACUACAAGCAUGUUUCUGAGACACCGAGACGUCCUCUGGUAAAGGCUGUAGUUCAUUAGACAGAACCAGUGAUGGGACGUUUGGUAAUUAGGCACGAACAGCCAGAUUUAGCUUUUCAAUCCCUCACUUGAAUAUCCUACGAACAGAAACGAGUUGCACUCAACUGUAGCUUCCUCAUCACGUGUGACACCCGCAGGUGUCACUUAACGGAUGCGGUCCAGUCCUGGUGUUAGUUUGAAAUGUGGCAGGGAUAAUGUUUGGGAUGGUUUUACUUUUAUUUAUUUGUUGAUAGUUUUUUUUCUUCUUUUUGUUAAAUUUCAUAUUGAUGAACACUGUGAGAUGAGAUGUGACGAGCCAGAGUAAUGACAUGAAAAUUAACGUCGUAGUUCAGUCCAAGUCUUCACCACCUUUCAGCCGUUAGACUGGGGGUUUGUCGCAUUCAUUUAAUAAGAUACGGGGUGCAAAUGUGGAUAUAGCCAUAACCCCGCCGGUGACAUGUGACGACGUCAGUGAGCAAAUAAGGCGUAUGAAAUGGAAAUGAUUUUUUUUUAAAUAUAUUUUUGUGUUUUGUGUAAAGACAUCAUGAUGGGUGUUUUCUUUUGACUUUGACAUUAGACACUACUGAUGAUGGGUACAUAUGAUUUGUAUAUAAAACAUGCAUUUUUUUUUCUUUUAUGCCACAAGCACCAGUGUGACAUUUGAACAGUGAUUUUUUUUUUUCUCCUUGAAUGGUACUUUCAGAAGUCUGUUGUUUGAUCUGUCUGCAUGGUUUCUAACUGUGCCAGGAAAUAGACUGUGUCAUCUGCUGGAAUUUGUUUUUAACUUACUCCUCUUAUGGCGAUUUGGUGGUACUACUGAUCCCAGAUAAUUUUGCUGCAACUUCUGUUUUGUUUUGUUUUUUUUAAUGUAUAAUUGUUGGACUUGCUUGUUGAGUUCUUUUCAGAGCUCAGUAAUGCAGAUCUGUUUCUACAUAUGUCCUCCGGGGUGAUAUCUCUUUCUCAUUGACACUGGAAUAUUUAGGAGCUUCAUGUAACCUUGAAUUCUGAUACUGCCAAUGGCUAUUUAUUCAGAGAUAAAGAUAGCUGCUGACAGUUCACACACAGGGAACAUGCAAGUAGAUGUGAAAAGUAGUUGAAACGUUUUACCUUCAAAGACUGACAUGCUGUAAAGUGAAACUGCAUGUUUUCAUUCUACUUUGUCGUCUGCAGCUUGGAGUCUGUCUGCAGACAAAACUAUGAAAGUAUUACACUGACAUUUGUCACCAUUGGGCUCUGCACUGUUAUGUCCACAUGGACUUUAGUUAAUUAUAGUUAUGUCAUCACUUGAUUCAGAAUCCAUGUGUCAUGUUAGUAUCCAUUUUGCAUGCUGUCUCAAACACUGGGUCCUCUGCACUGAGGUAGAUGAACUUAAGACUUGUCUUUUCCUCUUCCUACCUGUCGUUUUCUUUCUUCCUUUUUGUUCGGGUUGUUGGCUGUGUACCCCAGAAAUGUUGCUGCUACUGAUAACAUGGGUGGAAGUUCAGCAGGCAGAUUGGAGAAGGAGAGCUGGGAGGGGAAGUGGAAGGCUGCUGUCAGUUGAACCAAAAUUGUCAAAACACUCCUGUCCAUGUUUGGUUUGUUGCCAUGGGUAUAUGACCAUCAGACAUCCUGUUCAUACGUAAUACUUCAAGAUUUGAAAUCAUGUUGUGCAAAUCUUUUCAGGAUUAGAUGAAACGUGUAUAUAGAUGAUACAAUAAAUUCCUCUUUUUCGUA